AUGUCUUCGAAACAAGUGAGUUACCUUAAAAAUUGCUUUAUUUUCCCAUUACAACACAAUUUUUCAGGGUUUGUCAGAAGCUUUGAAAAGCAUGAGCAUUCGAGAUGAUUCAACGCAUCCUUGGCAUAAAUAUUACAAAGUUGAUCCGCCUAAAAAGGAACCCAAAGGCUACAAACAACUCUUGUCGAAUUGUAGCUUGCACCAAGUUCAACAAUUCCGAAAUAUUUCGAAAAAAGUUUGGCUGACCGCAAAAAGAACAACGAAUCCAUCGAAAACCAAUAAAACAACAUUUCUAACAUCGGAUAGUUUUCCAUCAACACCAUUUGCAUAUUAUUCAGUUGCUUAUAAAACACCAACUUUCAUAAUUCUUACACCAGUUUUCAACGAAGUUGUAGCUGAUGAUAGAUUGGAUUUGCGAAUUGUAGCACUCAAUAAAAGUGCGUGUGACACUAUCAACCCAGGAAUUAUCGAUUUUGAUGAUCAUCCACAGCGAAAAAAAAUUAUUUUUUUGUACACAAAAAAUUCGUUGCGGAAAUUCAAAAAAAUAGGCGGAGUUUUCCACACGCAACCCCUGGCAGCGUCUUUCUGCAAUAUUAUUGCAUGUGCGCACGGUUUUUGUGUGUUCUCCCCUUUUGUUUUUUGUUUUUUUCCUUUGUGUGUGCAAACACUUUCUGUUUUGCGCACCGUACCACACGGAAACAGAAAAAAUAAUUUUUUUUCGCUGUGUCAUCCAAUCGGCGAUGUUUUAUGUGUCACCAAAUUACAACCAAAACAAACUCUCGCGAAUAAAAAAAUCGAUAAACUUGUGAUGGAUGAUGUGAAAUCGGUGAAUGGAAAACAAUUUUGGGAAGUCAGCGAAUUCUAUCCGAUGAAAAAUGAUAUCAUUGAGAAUGUUGUGACAACUCCAUAUUUUGAAAACGUUUCGGAGAAGUCCAAAGCUCCGAGAAAAUUGAUGUGUGUUGGAUCGAACAUGGGAAAUAUAUUUGAGAUCAGUGAAAGUGUCGCGCCAAAAGUGCAAGUGAAUGAUAUUCUAUUGACCUCGGUUUUCCUCCCAAUCAUCAAACCUGGUCAAUUUUUAUCAAGUUUGGAACCGGAACAUUGGCUGACAGUUGCAAAAAUGUCACCAAAGUUGAGGAAUAGUAAUUCAUAUCUUCCAGUUGUUGUCAAAUCAAAAAUUGCCUCAGAAAAUGUCAAAAGAGUUUUCGAAAAUUAUAAAGAGGCAUUCAAAGUUUAUCCGCGGGAAGCUGCUUAUAAUGCAUUGAGAAUUGUUGUUGAACAUGGUUCAAAUGGUUUGAGAUCUAUUAAAGAUUCAAAAAUCGAUCAACAUCAAUAUACAACAAAGAUUGAAAGUUACAAAAUGCUUGAUUCAUUUGUCAAUUUCACUUUCAAACUUAUUGGAGCUAGUGUCACACCACCAGCUGUUAAAUGGAAUCGAAGUGUAUCAAUCAAAAUUAUCAGCCCAAUUUGUGCACCUUUUUAUGCUGAAGUUUUGGGAGCACAAAAACAUGGAGUAGAUUUGAAAGUGAAAGCGAGAGCUCCUUCAAAUACCUUCACUGAAAAUAUUCUUCGAAGCUUGAAAAAUCAAGAAAUCUCAGUUCGUCAAAGAAGAGAAAUGAAAAAGAAUGAAAUUGAUUGGAAUGUUCAAAAAGGAUCGAAUGCUGACAAAUUCAUUCAAGCAAUCUAUGGUGGUCCCCCUUUGAAAAUACCAAAGCUCCCGAAUAUUCCACGCAUCAAAAUUGGUGGAUUAGAGCUUCUCGAGACACAGACUCGUUAUGCUCAAUUGAUCUCAAAUGAAAAUGUUGCAGCAAUUAUUGGUUCGAGUUCUUUUGGUUGCGGAAAAACUGCAGCAAUCGCAUCGGCUGCAUUAUACGCGUUGAAAAAUGAUGAAAAAUCGAAGAAUUGGCAAAUGUUGACAGCUGUGACAAACAGUGCUGUGGUUGCUUUGGUUGAGAAAUUGGUUCAACUUGAUUCGAAUGUUCAAAUUGUUCGAAUUAUUACUCCAGCAAAUAUGGAACAAGUUCCAUCAACUUCUUUGACUCAAUUCGAUUAUCCUACUGUUUUAUGUGAAUUAUUGAAGGAACAACUUAUUAAAGAAGAUGUGAAUUCAAUGAAUUAUGAUUAUGAAAUUCCAGAAGAUCUUGUCAAGCAAAUGCUAGCUUAUCUCAAGAAAAAUGCAAAAUCAACAAGUUUUUUGAAAUCUGAACGAUUGCAAAGAUUGGUCAAAAACGCGAAACAUCAUAAUGAAAGUGAUCUUCUCAAUUAUUUCAUGGAUUUCAAAAAACCAACAAUAAUCGUUGGAACAAUUCAAACAAUUCUCAACUCAUUUAACAUGUCGUGGAGACCAUUUAUCGGAGCAAUUUCAAAUAUUCAAAUUGAUGAAGCAUCAACAGUUCCAAGAGAAACACUUUUGCAAUUGGUCACACUUUUUCCGAAUUCGAGAUAUUCUUUGGUUGGAGAUUAUCGACAACUUUCGCCAUAUUUUGAACAAGAUGCUUCGAAACUUCUGAUUGAUACUGCAAUUGGAGAAACACUUCGUGAUUGUGUUGAGGAAGAUUUGUUGCCAUCUGUGUUUUUCAAUGGAGUUUUCAGGUUAGUUUUUUACCAACAAAUGUUUUUCGCAAGCUAAAAAAAAUAAAAAAAAUGUUUUCAGAUGCCCACCUGAAAUCACUGAACAACUUGGAAAACUAUUCUACAAUGAUUCGUUGAAAAGUUUUUAUCGAAAUUGUGAAACUGUAAAAGAGCUCGAAAAAUGUUCCGCUUGGCGCUUGAAUUGCUCAAAUAAAUUCUCAACAAUAUUCAUUGAUACAAUCGGAUCAAGACAAAGAUAUCGAGGAAAAUCAUUGAGAAAUUAUCAAGAAGCUGAAAUUGCACAGAAUUUAGCUGAACAUUUAUCGCAAUUCAUUUCAAGAGAAAAAAUCGCGAUUCUUUGUUUCUAUCGCGCACAAAUGUUGGAAUUACAAGAUUGGAGUGAAAAUCGCGGAAUUCAUGUGGGAUGUGUUGAUUCUGGACAAGGAAAAGAGUGGCCGGUUUGUAUUGUUUUGACAACGAAAACUGCAAAAGUUCAAGAUAAUCAAUUCAUUUCGAAUGCACGGCGUAUUAAUGUGGCACUUUCGAGAAGUAGACAUUUGAAUUUUAUACUUGGAAAUAAGAAGAGUUUGAGUGGUUCGGAUUUGUGGGCGAGUAUUAUUGGAACUUGCAAGAAAUCCAACACUUUGGUUGCUUCCAAUGUUUUUAAUGAGAUUAUUAAUUCAGGUUGGUGAUUUUUUGGAAAAAUUGGGUUUUUCUCGAGAAAAACUAUGAUUUUUUUAACCAAAAAUUAGAUCAUCCAGGUUACUGUAGAAAAAUAUUUUUCAAGGCUGAAAUUUUGAAAAUUCUGCAUUUUCUUGAAAAAAUUUCAUCAUAAAAUUUGGUUUCACAAAGGUGUUUUCAAAAUUUUGAACCAGAACUUUUUUCUGAAACCUCAAAAUCUUAAUUUUCAGACACAAAUUCUGCGGAAGAUCUUCAAGAUUAUGAUGAUAAUUUCGAAGAAGAAGAAGUAGAUGAUGAUUUCGAAAUUAUUGAGCAUGAAUAG
Messenger RNA from Caenorhabditis angaria, 3571 nucleotides. The record is from the annotation of a GenBank genome assembly. NCBI's taxonomy places the organism in Eukaryota, Metazoa, Nematoda, Chromadorea, Rhabditida, Rhabditidae.